AUGUUUGAAAACCUCGAAAGUGGCCUCAUUUGGGCUUUUGAACGAGCUCACACUGCCCCGAUCAUGUCAACACACAAUCAUUUCAGUAGCCUCAUCAAGGAUACUCUAAAAAAUAAACAUCGAUACUCUGAUACAUUGGAUCCAAUCAAAUUUUAUCAUCUUCUCAUGCAAUGGAUAAGUUUACAAUGGACAUUUGAAUCAUUUUUAACGAGUAGUAUUCAAGAUGCAAUUCAGAAAGAGAAUUGUAUCACACUUAGUUUUAUUAUUGAAUGUGAAACAAAAUUAUGUUGUCAAAAGUUAACCAAACAAAUUUUCUCGGCUAUUCAAGAAUGCAUUCAAUUCUUGCCAUCGGAACCAGAGAUCUUAAGAUUAGAGAAAAAACUCGCCGAAUCAAAGACUAAAAUGGACAAAAUGCAACGAGAAGUCGAUGAAUGUAAAGCGAAAAUUGAGCGAAUUAAAAAAGUAAUUGCUGAUGAAACUGAAAAGGAAGAACUGGAUGUAGCUCCGGUCACGACGGCAUCAAGCACUGUUCCAAAACAACGGGCACCACCCGAGAGAACAGGAUCAGUAUAUGAUCCGAAUAGUACAUCGGCUGAUGCGGAAGAACGAUUGGCAAAACUUGAGCAAGACUUUGUCAUUCUUGAAAAGAACCUCCGUCAAGUUAAGGAUGAACAUUCGCAAAAUGUAGAGCAACAGGCAACAAAAAUCAACGAGGCAAACAAAGUACGAGACACAUUUCAAAGUUCAAUAAAAACUGUAUUUACUCAGGAAGAUUGUCAAUUUAUCUAUCGACACUUUCAAAUACCCAAUUCGAAUCAACUCAAUCAGCUUAUUGAACUUCUUAAUAAUUGUCGACAAAAUCCAUCUAUUAUGCAAUCGGAUAAUACACUCGACGUUCAAGGUGUAUUGAAAACCGAAUUCGGUCGUGAAUUGAUCGAUAGCGAUGAUAUUCUAGAUCAUCCACUAGUUCUCUUCAUGUGUGGUUUCUUUUUCUUACCAUCUUUUACAGCAAGAACUUCGUAUUUACGAGUCAUCUCAUCUUGGGAUGAACUACUUAAUCAAGAGACGGCAAUUGAUUUGCGUUCACUCAAACAGCGUCAUAUUAUCUUCUACUGUCCAAAUAAGAAUUCCGAUGAAUGUUGUUUAUUGACUGUGCAAAAUUCUGCUCGAUCAAUAAAAAUUAUUAUGUGGAGUUUUCAACGCAACAUUAAUGAAGAUGAACUCGAUCAAGUUCUCUCGGAUUUACCGUUGGGCAAACUUCAACGAUAUAUCGAACAGCGAGCACUUGAAAAAAUAGCAAAUAUGUCGGAUACUGAUCAACAAACAUUUGGCGUAUCUUGCCUUUCUCUUCUUCAAUAUGAUCCGAUUUGGGCAACAGAUUCGAAGUCAGUAUUGAAUAGUUCGGAUUUAUACAAUCAAGUGACGCGUAUCUACUGGCAAUGGAAACGAUUUUCUCAAUAUAGCUCAGCUAAACGUAAGGAACUCACCAAAGUUACUUAUCAAAAUUUAAUUCGAUUUGAGUCCGAUCAUAAAAAGCUUAUUGAAAAACAAUUUGAUGAUAAUGAAUGGUCAUCGAUCAAGGAAACAUUAACUUUGUUGAAAAGCUAUCAAAGUUCAUUUUCGACUACUAACAAUCACAAACUUUCGCAAGAUCUCGAUAAUUAUAUUCAAACAAUUCAAAUACCUAAUAUUAGCAGUCAAAUUGCUUCGCUUGUCUAUAUUCAACCUCUGGGAACAAAGUAUGCAUGCGUUAGCAGGAUCAACACACAUGUACGAAAGUUCAUGGAUAGUACCUCAUCGGAGGCACAACCAAAGUUUCAAUUGCUCUUUCGAUUUAUCGACGACAGUGUUCGAUUACUCAAGUUACUUACUCAGCAUGUUAUUUAUGGAAGUGAAUUUAUUUUGGAUAAAUUGUAUGAAAUUACAUUCGGCAAUAAAACUACAGCCGAUAAUGAAACAACGUUCAAGAAGAAAACGACAUCCGGCAUGAUUGUUAUUCUCGAGAACAUAUUUCGAUCUACUGUUUCUUUGAUCGAUUUGAACAAUGGCAUCGUGUGCGCUCGUAUAACACAAUCGAAAGAAAUCUUCGAUGAAAUGCAAAAAACUUUGAAUGAACACUUCGAUGCUAUGCAAUUUACACCGUUCAUUUCAAAAUAUAAUCUUGACAAUUUUGUCGCGCAAAUUGCACCACUUUUUCUCGAGAGUUGUCCUAUCAUACAAAGGCUGCCAUCACGAGUACAACCCUUACCCAGCCCCGAUCGAAAUCAGCAGAGAAUUGACGAAUGUAAUAAUCGAUUGAACGAACUACUGAGACGAGCAUGCACAUUAACCAUUCGUCCACAUGAGAUCAUCGAUUGCAUACGUAAAACUUUGCAACAACUUCAAUCGAUUGAUGUUAAGAGAGAGACGGAGGGUAGAAUUAUAACGAUUCUUGCCGAAGAGGAAACAUUAAAGACUCGCCUCAAUUUCUAUGAACGAAAACUAAAGCAAGAAACGACAUUCAAUGUUAAAGUGCCAAAUUUACGUUCAAUCACAUCGAUAGAUCCUGCUUCUGUUGACUUCGAUGUUUCCCGAACUGAUACAUGCGAUCGUCAAGAAGAUUUUCAAGAACAACAAAAGAAAAUCAAAGACAAAAUUUCUUCUAGAUCGUUCAAUCAACUCGAACAAGCAACUCGGCUCAUUAAUCAACAAGUAGCACAUCGAAUAUGGUCCCGAGCAUUGUUCUUACUGACAUCAAACGAUUGGUUUUCUGCAAAUUCUUCUUCGUCCGAUAAUCUAAAGAAAUUACUAGCACCAUUGAACAAUAGCUUGACUUUGCGACUCGAACGAACACUUUCAUCAGCAUCGAUAGACACUGUGGAUGAUCAAGAGAAAUUGACAAUUGCGAAUAACAUUACUCUUGCCUACGUUCAAUUUCGAUGUAAUUUGCUCAAAGACGAAUCUGAAGUUAAACGACUAUCGAAUUAUAGGGUUAUUUCAGAACUUUCAUCGGCUAUGAACGAUUGGAAAGAAGUCUCUCACGUACACUUUCUCAAUAUGUUCGAAUCAAUCAAAACAAUUACGCAUGAUUUAGCAUUCAUGCAAAAUUGUGUUAAAAACUAUAGUGGCGUUGCAUCUUGCUGUCUUAUGCCUGUCAUUUUUCGACCGCAAGAUAUUCUUUGUCUUCUCGUACCGGAACAAACUGGUGUUAUUCGAACAAUUUCUGCCAAUUACAUCAAAAUUGACGAAUAUCUAUCGGAUCCAUCAUUGUUUGAAUUGACAUUUGACAAGUCUUCUCUUGUUCAACUAGACGAAACCACUGCAACACUGAACGAAUUGAAUAUCAACACAGGCCUCUUCAGUUUCAUGUAUGACAACGAUCCGAAGACAUCAUUGAUCGAUCGUGAUAAAUACCUUUACUACAUUACUGAGAAUGCUAUUACUAUUUCGAAACAGUUGAUCGAACUCUGUGUCGAAUCGGACGCACAAAAAGGUUAUCUCAUGCAAUUAGCAACCAGUGUUGUCGAACUAUUUCCAAUUCAAAUCGUUUCGUCUCUUGUGUUAAUCAUUUUAGCGACUAGAUCAGCUGUAGCCGUGUGCGAAUUUCAACAUUCUGACAGAUUGGAUUUGAAAGCAAUCAAAGAGAUAGAAUCCAAAAUCGGUAAGCUUCAAAUUGAACUUCAAGACCUUCAGCGCAAAUGUCGUGAAUACGAAUCUAAUAUGAAACAACUUACGGUAGAACGCGAUGAACUGAUACGCAGACUAGGCUACAUAGAGAAUCCAGCGUUAAGACGAGAAAUACAAAUACAAAUUCAAGAGUUAGAUCGUAAGAUUGAACAAGCAGAAGAACAAAGAGAGAAAAGUAAUCAAGAUGUCGUCAGAAAGGUAUCAGAAUUAGAUACAGAACAAAGUCAAUGCAACAAAAAACGACAACUCGGGCAAGCUAAAUGGACUAAGCUAAUCAAACAGCACAUGAAGUCGAUUUCAGACAAAAUUAAAGAAUGUGUGCAGGUGAUUAAUAAAUGUACCGGUCAGUCAACCGUGGCCAAUACAUCCAUAUUGGAUCUGACAGAUAGAGAAGCUACCUUGUUUAAUUUUGUCACAAACACAGUUCGUCAUCAAUUCAAAGACUCCGAUUCGAGCACAACUAUUUCAACAAUGGACGAGGAUAUGCUCAACAAAAUUAGAUCGAUCGUUGAAAUGGAUUUAGAUCAGUUGAUCAAAGACACAAAAGAUCUGUCCGACAAAGAUCCAAUGUAUCACUUUUGGCUUUUCUAUUCAAAUUGCAUGUGUAUUGGCAUUGAUGCGCUAACCAAUUCAAUUGCAAGUUGGUCGAGCUAUUCGACAAAAGUUCAAUCUGAAGAUACCAAACUUUUUGUUGAGCAAAAGAAAAGAAAGAAAUUUUGUCAAUUGAAUAUGUGGAUACAAGAGAAAUGCAUGCUUUUUAUCAAAAAUAUCCGAGAUGGUCGCAAUCAAAAUGAGAUUAGCAAGUUAGAAGAAGAAAUAAGUCAACGAAUUAACAAUGAUGUAGGCAACCUUGAAGGGGUUCUCACUGGUAAUAAUUGCAAAUAUGUUCAACAAUCUCUUCGGCAGUUUCAACGUUUCAUCUACAAUUUACUCAUUGUUGGUUGUCGUUUUACUCAAGUUCAACGUGGAAGUACACAAAAUUCUCUCGACGAUCUUCUAAGUUCGAAUACACGCGAACAAAUCGAUCCACGUUUGCCAUAUACAGAAAUCGGUCUCCUGCAAUUGAUCAAUAUGAGUGAAGUACAAAUUCGAAGUCGGAGUGAAUCAAUACUAUAUCAAAUUCUUCAUAGUACAUUUGGAUUCAAUACCAAUGUAUUUGGUCUUAUUGAUAAACUUGAUUUAUCGAUUAAAACUGUUGAAAAUCUUCUUCUACCAUCAUCGUAUAUGAUGAUUCAAAUGUGGAAUGGAAUUGAUACACUUCUAAAUAGUAUUUCUAAAAACAUCACAAAAGACGAACAGAAAGCAUUGAAAAAUUUGUGCGAGGAUUUCUCCCGAAUGACUGAAGAGAAGGCAAAGCUCAAAGAUGAAGAUCUCUUUCUUUCCGAACAAGUCAAGUCUGGUUUAAUUACUGAUCUAUUCAAACACAUCGAAACAUUGUGUAAUGUGUUGGAAAAAAAUCGAUCAAAAAUGAAAACAUUUUGCAAUGAUGUAUUUUAUCUUUGGCAUGUGACAUUGAAAGAGAUUUUGCGUGGGUUGAUUAAAGCGCGAAAAUAUAACAUACAAACAAUACUUGAAUUCAAUGAUCAAGAAAGAAAACAUUUUCAUUUACUUUUCGAUAAGAGAUAUAGUGACAUAAAACUUUACGAUAUUAAUCGACUUCUUGAUAAGAAAACUAUUCUUUUUUGUGCAUCAGUAACAAAUAAUCAACAAACAAAAUAUCUACCGAAAUUACAAAAAAUUCAAAUGCUCUAUUCAUUUCUUCUCGGUUUGAUUGACAAUCUUGAAAAUACCGUUAUGGCUAUGUCUCUAGAGCCAAUCAGCUGUGACUUCCUAAAACAACUAAUGGACAGAAUUGAAAAAUUCUAUGCGGAUGGAUAUGACAUUCUAAAAGUACCGUUGAUAAAAUUCAUCAAUGACGAAAUGGAAAUCGACCGGCUACUGAGUAUACUUGAUGAAACUCGACGAUUAGAGACGACCAUAUUUCGUAAUCAAGUUGUCAAUAGCAAAAUUUAUGCAGAAAAAAAAUUGGACGAACUUCGAUCGGUCGCAAGUAAACUUCAAAAACAUGUUGACUUGGCUAAAGAAGCUUAUUCUGAUUGGCUAUCUGCUUGCAAUGUUCUGCUUGAGAUACGUAACGAAAAACGCCGGAAAAAUCGAAACAUGCUCGACGCUGUAGUGGCAGCUGGAGGUCAUGUAUUAUCUACUGUACGGUCAUGGCUUACUUCGUCAUCGAAUAAUAACCCAAUACUUGAUCAAUAUAUCGAAAAAAUUCGCGAUUUCAUGCGGCAACAUCAACAUGGCACUGAAUCCAUUUCUGUAGUAGCACCGCAAGGACCCGUUCUCCAACUAUCGGAAUUGCUCAAAAAAGGUGGCGGAAGGGCUGAUAAUACUCUGCAGCGACACAAAAUUAAAAAAUCGCCGAAUUUUAUAGAAAUAAAAAUUAUAUGUUUUAUUUCAAUACCCCAAAUUACGCUUCAAUUUGUUGGCAAAAAUAAGGAAUACGCAUCUAUUCAGCUUCCAUUAACUGAUCACAAAGACAACAUCUAUAAUUUUAUUAUCGACAAGACGAUAGAUAUCUUACUUAUCACAUUGGAAAAUAAUAAUGUGCAUAACAUCGAAUGGUCGAAGAUCUUCAAAACCCCUAUAGAAUUGAAUGCAGGCAAUGGGCGUAUUAUGUCAUUGGAAGCUCGGGAUGUUCACAACGAGACUGUUUAUACAGUUGUCGGUCACUCCCAAAUGCUGCCAAAGUUCGAUGAAACAAUAAAAUUGGAAAAAGAGAUCGAUUAUUAUUUAUGUCAGGAACUUGACAAUCAAAACAAUCACCAUAAAUACGAUGAAGAUCAAAGGGAAAUGAAUCAAUCGCCUGUAACAGUUUAUUUGCGUGAAAUGCAACGAAUUUACGAUUCUGUUGCUAGUACUAUGAAUCGCAAGUUGUUGCUUCACAUUCCCGAAUUAAAUACAGCGCACGAACUUGCUGAAUUAUGCGAACAAUUGCCCACACUAGAAACUCUCUGUGGAGCACAGACAAAUAUUGAAAUGAAGGGUUAUGCUUUGCCAGAUUACAUUUUGGAGAUUUUAGAAUGCAAUGUCGAUGAAAAACAGGAUAUCAAAAAGCAAUAUACGACUGCAAUGAAGUGCGCAUUCGAUAAGGGUAGGAAGUGCAAAGAACAAAUGAGGUUGACAUUGGACCGCUGCAUUUGGUUGCUUUGCGAUGUUCGAGUUCAACUAUUGGUCACUUAUACGUGGGCAAGUUCAAUGACAAAUGAUACAAGCAGUGAAUCAGAAAAAAUCACGAAUAUGUUUUUGGAAGAAAUGGAACAACUUUAUAACUUGUCAAUCAAAAAGAAUGAAAACUGCAAUCGAAUUAAAGCAUGGGCAAAGUCGAUGACGAGCGAUACAAAGAGUGAAUCAGAGAAGAUAAUGGACGACUUGUCUAAAGAAAAUGAACAAAUUUAUAGUUUGUUACAACAGACUAAUGAAAAUUCCAAUCAAAUACACACUUGGGCAAAGACGACACAACAAGCUCGAUAUAUUUAUAAAACAACAAAUCAAACAGCAAACAAGUGGCAAGAAAUCUAUUAUUUAAUGUCAAUUCCUUUAGCAAUAGAACAAAAUGUACAAAAUGCAUUUGUGCAUUCGAAAUCGGCUGGUGAUGCUCAUGUUUGGCUUCAUUUUCCAGAUAAAUCAUCACAGCAGUCAAACAAUAUCUGCUGUGAACCUCAAUUAGCAUACGUUGAUUUUGGCAUUGUUCUCAGUGGCAUUCGUCAACGUGUCACGCAACGAAUUAUUCUACACAAUGAGACCGAUAAAAAUGUGAAUAUUCAAAUCGAACUACACAGAGAUUCAUCAACGCAUUGUGAAUUCGAUUUCAUGCCAGAUAGGAUGACUGUACCGAUGCAAGAUGCGGGCGAAAUCGAUGUUCUCUUCAAAUCACCGGAUAAUUUUCAAGACAAAAUAACUCAAAUGUUGGAUUUGAAAAUUAAUGAUAAAACAAUGCCAAACGCAAUUCAAUUAUGUGUUCACAUGAUCAAAGCUGAUCUUGAAAUCGGACCGGAUGCAGCGAAAUUUGACCAAGAUAAUAAAGAAUUUUGGACAAUCGAUUUUGGGCCAGUACCAUGCUGUAGUUUACCAAUACCCAAGUCGAUCGAAUUGAAAAAUUUAUUGGAUUGUACUUUAAAUGUCAAGGCUCAAAUACAAACAAAUGAAAGACCCUAUCACUCAAAACUUGACAUUAUCAAAGAUGAAUUGAUUUUGGACGGAAAAACGACAGCAGCUCUCAGCUUGAAACUUCGACCAUCAGAAAACAACAUCGAUGAAGAUUUUGAAGCGACUGUUUGUCUGGCCAUCAGUCCAUCGAAAACUAUCAAAUGGCUGAAAGUUAAAGCGUGUAUUCGUCGUCCUCGACUUUCUAUUGCCUAUCGCAAUCGUCUAUUGAUCGGAAGUUUAUCGUCACCAAUGACAUUGACUAUAUCAGAUUUCUAUAUAGGUGAACAUCGAUGUAUUCCAUUUGAAUUUAAAAAUAUUGGAGAGACAGAUUUCGAAUUUUCCCUCAAAUCGCAAGAUCUAACAUGGAAAUAUGAACAUACAAGUUUAAAAAUGAAUGAAUCGACUGCAGUUACUAUUGAAAUACGAUUAUCAACACAAGCUAGUCGAACAAAGUUUCUUAUUCCUAUUCGGUUGGUUAACACUAAAUAUUACUAUACAUUAGAAAUCAUUUGUGAAACAUCGACACCUCGACUAGAUUUACCUGCUAAGAUAACGAAAAUUAUUGAAAUUAGUCAAGCAGCUCAUCUACAAAUGUUGUGUCAUGGGGAAGAUAAAUCUUUGAAAUCAAUCAUAUUCGAAGGAACAUUCCAAAAUCGAAGUAAAUCAGUGGCUACACUUUUCUUUUGCCAAUUUAUAUCGAAAAGUGAACAAAAUAUCAAAUUCCGCAUGGAACCAGAUAAUCUAACGAUUGCACCGGAUACUGAUGUUAAAGUAAAUUUCGUUUAUCAACCCAUAGAUUUGUGUGAUUUGAAAGGCGAUAUUCAGCUUCAAUCAAAUUGCUGGUCACAGCCAAAAACGAUCGAUUGUUCUCUUGAAGUUAAGAGGCCAAUCUUUCAGUCACGUCCUCAAGCUAUGAUUGAGUGGGGAAAGAUUGAGAAUGGUCGAAUCAUACGACCAUUAUUGAUGAUAAAAAAUAAAGGUGCAAAAGUAUUACGAUUUCAAAGCGACUCGGCUAAAUUACAACAACCUUUUGUAAAAGUAGCAUCCAUCAAUCGGCCAAGUGGUUCGAUCAAUCAUCCAAUUGAAAUUAAUCCGUAUGCAGAAGAUUUUUUCGAUAUCAAUAUCGACUGUGAGUCAGUAGAAUCCACUGCUCAAACAGCAUCACCAAUUGAACUUGCCGAAUUGAAUUUGACAAGUUUGCGUGAUCCGGUCAUGUCUAUCGAUGGACAAUUGAAAGAGCGUUCAAUGAAGAUACUUGUUGUUGGUCAUCUAAGUGACGUUGAUCUACCAAGACAAUUGAGUGAGAAAGCAUUCAAGGAAUGGAAAGAUCUUCGACUCAUACCAUCAUCAUGGGUUAGGGAUAUGGCAAUGAACAGAACUAUCCCUAAUUCUCACUUAUGGGUUCGUUUACGAGACAAAUUCAAUGACGUCCAUAUCAAUCGAGAUGCACAUCAUCUUAGCACUUUUAUCAAAGUAGUGGCUACUAUAGAGAAUAAUAAUUCAUCAGAAUCAAAAACUCGUCCAAUGAUCGAGCUUGUCAAUCAUCUGUGUUCCCAGGACUUGAGUGAGACGACAUUCGAAAAUGCAUUUGAACUUUGUCGAAUGAUGAUGGCUGACGACAAACAGAUUGAACUUGAUCGAAAACGUGAAAUUAUUCAAGCUAUACCAUUAACACAAUCAGUAAUCGAAAGCUUGCCAGUGGUGCAUGAGAUUGUUUCAGAUUCUAUUGAGCUUCAACAAUUGAUUAGUGCCUAUCUUUAUCUUGUUAAAUUACCAACUAGUCUAAUUGCUAAUAGUGCAUCGAACGAUGAGCAAGCUCAAUUUGAUUUGCUCGAACAAAUGGUUCCAUCGUGGCUGAUCUUGAGUUCAGUUACAAAUCGCCAUUAUUUCGACGUUGUAUCAUCAGUUUUGACAUCGUUCCAUGGUCUUCUCGUAUCAUGUGGCACACCAUUCAGUGAACGACUCUAUACACUAGCACUGACGACUGCCCUUUGCACUUUAUCGAAUUGUCGACUUGCGAAACGUGUUAUUGAUAAUCAACCACAACGAACAAGAAGCAGUUCAAACUCUCUUGUCCAAUGCAUUCGACAGAAAAUCCUUCGAAAAGUUCAAUUAGCUCCUGUAACGGUGUUAGAACCUGUUCAAGAUUCAACUAAUAAUACUGCAAUGGGCUCUGCCAACGACCGACAAUCAGAACGAAAACGACCUUCCAGACAGUCUUCGCGUCUUAGUAGCACAACUAUAUAUUCAGAAUCAAUGCUUGGCAAAAUGUCUCAUAUCAUGAAAAACUAUUGUGAUGAACAACAUAAAGCAAACCCAACUUUGAAAGAAUCGGAAAAGCCACGUGGCAUCAUUCAACAAGCAUUCAAUAACCGUCAAAAUAUUGAUAAAUGGUUAACAGUAUUUACUACAUUCAAUAUCAUACUUCAUCAUAAUCUCGAUUCGAAUACGAGUAUGGAUGUUAUUAUCGCUCAAGGGCAUAAGAUAAUUGAGCGUGGUCUUCUUUUGUUGUUGCACUCACUGAUAAUCAAACGAAUUCUGGAACCGACAUUUUCUCGUGCAGGUGUUCAAUUUGUUAUAGUUGAUAUCAUGCGUCUAGAAAAAUGUCUCCUAUCUCUUGCUUUGGAGAAUUAUCCAGGCAUAAGACAAACGUUACAUCGACUGCAAGUCGAUGUUAGCAGAAUCAAGCAGAUAAUGCCAUCGAUAAAAUUGAAUCCGCUUCCUAGUCGUCAAUCACAAUCAGACCAAAGCAUCCAAAACACGGCUCCGCCGGCAGACGAUAAUCAGGAUAAAAAUAAUAAAGACAGAGACCUUCGCGAAAUUAUACCUGACCCAAACAAGCCGAUGAGUCCCGCUGAAUGGCUGAAUGUAAUAAAGAAUGAGGGUUCGGCAGAACUGAAAAAAAUGAUCAAGAGGCCGCCAAACCGCGGGCCACAGUCGUCCCACAAUUUGAUUCUUAACCCAACGACUCCGAAUAAUGGAACAGGUGCAGGUGGUGGAAGUAUGAAUAGCAACACGUCACAAACGGGAGGAGGAGGAGGAGCAGGAGCAGGAGCAGGAGGAGGAGGAGGAGUAGGAGCAGGAGCAGGAGGAGGAGGAGGAGAAGAAGAAGGAGCGGGAACGAAAGGAUCCACUUACUCAUCGAAGGACGACCUCAACAGUCAACCAACUAAACCAGAAACCGAUAAACCAGACGUCAACUUUGAGUUCACAGAAAAGCAUUUACUUGACUACAUUGAGCAUAUGAAAAAGUCUAGUGCGAGACAAAUGGACGAGAACAUCGCGGAUCUCGUCGAUCGGCCCGAACUGACACACAAUGACAAAAUUAAGCAAUGGACAUAUUCAAAACUCAUCGACUCAAAAGCCAUUGCCUUAAUGAUCGAUACUCUGUUGGAACAAUUUCGAACAAAAUGGGAAGCAUUCUUGAGUAAUCGAACUAGUGAAUUAGAAAUUCAUUGGUGUAUCAUGAUAGACAAUUCGGGUUCGAUGAAUCCCCGUCGAAAUAUGAUUUAUGAAAGUUUAGUUAUACUCAUGGAACUAUUACGUAAAAUGGAAUUCAAAUUUUCUGUGGCACGAUUUGGCGGUCGAACGAAUCAGAAAAUAUUGAAAGAUAUGAAUCAACAUAUCUUUACCAACAAAGACGGUCAGUUUAUUCUCGAAGCCAUUACAUUCGACGAAGGAACUUAUCCGGCUACGGGUCUGAAACGCAUUGUUAAUAAAGUCUUUUCAUCAUCAAAGUCAGAAUCAGUGGCGCAUCGGGUUGUUCUGAUGAUCACAGAUGGUCUCACCGAUGAACGUGACACGAGCAACUUUUCAUCUACAAUUACGCCAUAUGACAUUAAGCUUGGCAUUAUGCUUAUUGAAAGUAUUGAAACAUCAGCGAACGAUCCGUUUUUGGAAGCCCUUAGUAGCUUAACCAAAUCUCGAAUACUACCAGCCAAUGAUAAAAAGAAUUUGUCAAUAAAAAUAGCUGAAUUGAUGAAUGAUAUGCUCGAAGUAUGUGCGAAUACUAAGGAAAAUCCUACCACAAUCCCCAUCCAAGCAUCGAUAAAAAUUGGUAUACCGACGUUGGAUCCACAAGGACCAACCAAAAUCGCAUGGGUCGAUGACAAAGAGAAUUCAACAUAUCAAUCAACGAGACGCUAUGACUACAAAAUUAGUCAACCAAAUCGAUCUAUUCCAAAACUUGAUCGCAUCGAGAAGGAAAAAAUCGAUGCUUAUCUAUUAUCGGGAAACACCAAUACAAACUCUCUGACAGAGAUAACUAAAAGCCUUCGAGAAUUUUAUCAGAAGUUUCCAAUCGAUCAUGCACGAAAUGACGAACAAUCCUGGGAUGCAGAUGAACGACGCCUGACUGGUCUCAUCGAUGAACUCACAACAGUGUUAGGCGAUGUUGUCUUUCCUAUCAACAAAUUUACUCGACGUCGAGCAGCUCUGCGAGGAUCGUCUCUCUAUCUGCCCGGCUUAAUCAAGGCAAUGACCAGUGAAUGGACUUACAAGAAAAUCUUCAGCGCUAAACUGGCUGGUGGCAAACGAAAUCAUGCUGCUUGCAUUAUUCUUGAUGUCUCGACAUCGAUGUUCGGACACCUCGGCCGAGGUCUUCAGGAAACAUUAAUAGCGUUGAUUGGUGCAUUUCAAAAAUUAAGCUUAGAAAAUUAUGGUAUUCUUGUGUUUGGUAGCGAAAUUCGACUGAUUAAAACAAAUGAACAACCAUGGGACGCUGCAUGUAAAAUGGUAUUGUCACAACAAAUUCGAUUUGACCAAGACAAUGAUACAAAAGAUGCUGAAACACUUGAACUCGCCAUCGAUCUUCUCAUAAAUUCUGGCACUCGGGGCGAGAAGAAAAUCUUUAUUAUUACAGAUGGCUAUGGCAAUUCGGGUAGCCGACUUCCUCUUGUUCAACAACGUGCUGAAGAUGCGAACAUCGAUGUCAUUGCAAUGGCCAUCGGUGAUGAUCGAACUUAUUUACACGGAGGCUACAAACGUUAUCUUCGAUGUACGACACCCUAUGGUCUACCGAAAGCUCUGAGAGCUCUCUUUGACAAUGAACCAUCAAGUGAAUCAAUCGAUCAAGCAAUGGAUAUCAAACGACGAGAUGAUCUAUCUAACGCAAUAUUGACUGCUGAUGAAGAAGAAAGAAAACAACUGUUCUCCGAUCUUGAAAACAGAAAGGAAUUUAAAGAUAUAGUCGAAAAAUUAGGAAAGGAGCGUGAAACGAUUCUUCAAGAUAGUGGCGAGUCACCUUCGAGUAUGAUAUGUGAUAUCUGUUUUUGUAUUGAUUGUACAGGCAGUAUGUCACGAUGGUUGGAAGAAACGAAAAAACAAAUGAAACAUAUUAUUCAAGAAAUUAAAAAGCAAAUCAGUGACAAGUAUCCAUCACUUAGCUUACAACUUCGCUUCGCUAUCGUUGGUUUUCGAGACUUUGGCGAUAAAGACAAGGACGGUAAUGACAACCAAUUUGAAAUUAAAGAUUUUACCGAUGAUGAGAACGCGGUCACUACAUUUCUCAAUGACUUAGCUGCGUAUGGAGGCGAUGAUCUACCGGAAGAUGUGUUAGGUGCUUUGGAUCAGUGUUUAAAAUUGAAAUGGAGUAAAUCGAAUGCUCGGUUUAUCAUCUUGAUUACCGAUGCACCUGGUCAUGGACGAGAUUUAAACGACGAUCCGUUUGACAAGCAUCUGGAUAAAACAAAGCAUACAGUAGCAUCUAUCUGUAAUCGUCUUCUGAAGCAAGAAUCCGAAAUUCAACUCAUGUUCUGUUGCAUCAAUCCAAAGGCAACUGAGAAAAUGCAAAGAUUAUUUGAAAAGGAAUAUAAUAGUAAAACAGCUCAGACAGGAAAAGAAUUCAAGACAAUAAAGCUAUUUGGUGAUAAGCCAAUCGAUUCACGAUUAUUUCAUUUCGUUUUUGUUCUUGACGAAUCCGGUUCAAUGCAAGAAACGCCUUGGCAUGAUUUGGUGAAGGCCUAUCAAAGCUUUUUGGAUCGACGACGAAAUGAUCAAGGCGGUAAUGAUCUGUUCUCUGUUGUUCAGUUUGAUUCAGUGGGUCAAAUCCUAUACCAACAAAAACAUUUGGCUCAUACACAUCGAGACCUCAAAAUGAACGGAGGUGGCACUAACUAUCUCACUGGACUUCAAGAAGCAGACAAAGUUAUUGCUGCUGAUACCUCACCGUCUACAGUGAUGAUGAUAUUCAUGUCGGACGGGGAUAAUGAUGGACCAGAUCCAUUGCCGACAAUGAGUAUUCUUCGUCAGAAGUAUUUAAGGAGUCACAACUUCAUUUGCCACACUAUUCCAUUCGGCUCCGGUGCACAGUCGGGUAGCGAUGCAGCGAAUCUUUUACAGAGUAUGGCAACGAAUAGUGGUGGUCAAAUGUAUCCGGCCUUGACGGGUGAUGAGCUUAAGCAAGUUUUUGAAAAAUUAGCAGCAGAUUGCACAGUGGCUAACUCACUUGUUGCUGACUUUACCAAAAUACUGAGCGAAGAAGUCAGUUGGAAAAUUAUGAUGGACUGCUUGUGAAACUGCGCGUAUGGCUUUUUAUUGCGUCUCUUUGUGAUUCCUUGAGUGACUGAUUGUAGUUAGCAAAUGUGUGCUGUUUGAUUUCUUAUAUUAUCUUUCCAAUAAAUAUAUACUCCAGAACACAUGAAAGCUGAUAUUUAAUGUAUGGUCGUUCCAUUAUUUCACUCUGUUCGCAGCCACCACGAAUCUUCUUGAGAAAAGUCGAACAUUGUUCGCGUGUCGAUGUGUUCAAGCGGCAGAGGAUUUUCUUAUUAGUAGUCAUGGAGAACGAACCGAUCUCGUUGGUUCGCAACAGUUCCGAAUAGAUUCUUCAGCUCCGAGCCAUUCUUAUGAGAUCGCAAUAGGAUUGAACGAAGCCACGCAUCAGAUCUUUUUCGGCGAGUUUGCCCGCGUGCAUUUCUAGUAGCGUCAACAAAUUCCUCAUCGCACUUUCAACCGUUGUUACUGACAGGGUUGGCGCGAUCGGGAGGGGGCGAGUGACUCCCCAAUAAUCGAAAAUUUCUGUUCGGUCAAAGGCGAAAGUAAGGUAUUUUUCGAAUAUGACAGAGGAAAUUGGAACAUUUUCUGUGAAAAAAGCAAUUUUCUUCCACCAACAGUCAAAAAGUUUCACUUCGCGAAAAGUAGCCUUUUAUGCAUCUUCAUGUAUUAAAGCCAUCUGAAUUUCUCAUUAUUUUUCCACUAGCUGUGAGCGCUUUAGUUCUAAUCCCUUUCGACUGUCAAACUUCUCUAUUCGAGCUCGUGAGAGUAUCGCCUCAGGCGAUUAAAGCGUAGCAUUUUUCUAGAAAAUUGCACAUUAUAUUGAGCAGGCAGCGUUCACUCUAGACGAGUAUUUGAUUUGCAACACAUCAAUCAUAGAAAAUUUUCGCCUUCGACAGAAAUAAAUUUAACAUUUUUACUAAUCUUAUUUGUUCGACUAUUAUUUUAAACUGCGACGAAAAGUGAGAAUCUUCUUCUGAGACCCUUGCGAGCGUGGCCGCCUUCGGUAACAAUGGAUACAAAAUUAUUUUCGAAUAAACGGGAUCGUUAUGCAGUUGCUCAAGCAAAAAGUGCUUUUUUCUAAUGAUUUUUUCCGACAAGUUAGAAAAAGUGUCAGCUCCAUGGAAGUUAAUUUCAGUUUUAUUCUCUUCCUACAAAAUAGCUUUCUCACGUGAAAAAAUACGAUGCAGAAUGAGCGACUUUUUAUGCGUUUCGUCUUGCGAAAAAAGUACACAAUAUGUUUCGUGAAAAACAUUUUCAGACGCCCCCCCCCCCCUUCCAAUCCUCACAGCGG
Rotaria sp. Silwood2 is the source of this 15655-nucleotide messenger RNA. Lineage: Eukaryota; Metazoa; Rotifera; Eurotatoria; Philodinida; Philodinidae. The record is from the annotation of a GenBank genome assembly.